AGACGGUCAACACAAACAUGGAAAGCACUGAACAAGAGAAAGACAAACAAAAUCCGGCUACAGCCGAAGACCAAGACAAUAUGGCAGCAACAACGGACACGCGAAGAAUAGACACUUUGGCUCGGCCUAAACCAGUUCCAGUUGGAUUUAUUGAAGACAGGCGAUCGGUUUACUGGGAUAACAACUUAGCGAAGAACUGGGAUAAAAUAGAACCGACCAAGAAUGUGUUAAGUGAAAGACAAGCACAACUUGUGUACAGCAAGCAACUUCACAAGGACUAUGUUGGGGACAGACGAAGCGCUAUAUGGCCAGUCAGUGAGGCAGCAAUGAAAGCUUCAGCAUCAGGGCGAGUUGAAGCCCUGUCAGAACCGAAAGCACUUCAUCGAGACUACCAACCAUGUAGGCAAGUCCAAACAGCCGUCAGUGAGGCAGCAAUGAAAACAGAACCCUCACAACGUAUAGAGUUUCUUGCACAAGCCAAAACUUACGCUCCUUUAAAAAUCAAGUCAAAUAGUGAUUGGGAUUGGAGCGAAUGGGAAUCUGAUUUAACAGAAGCUGCAAAGAAUGGAACAGCAUCAGAAAGAGUUCUUGUUCUUUCAAAUCCCAAGCAGCCACAUCGCAAUUACAAUGAAGGGCGUCCUGUGAUCUGGGAAGUGUCACAGUCAGCCCAAAAGGCACUUCCGUCUCUCAGAGUUCAGCAGCUCGCAAGACCAAAGAGCCGAAGUCAAUACAACGAGGAUUACGAUGCAAAUGCGUGGAAAGUCUCACAAGGAGCGAAAGUGGCUCAAGCCACUCCUAGAAUUGUAGAACUUGCACUACCAAUUCCUCGAAAAGUUAGAAGUAAAAAGGUUGCUUGAGCUGGAGAUCCUAAAUUUACAACUAAUUUUUGGAUAUAUUAAUUAUUUUUACUUAUUAAUUAAUGAUCCGAGAGUCACAUUUAUUUCCAAAUGUAUCAACAGUUUUUUGUUAAUACUUUUAUUAAGCUAUUUGUGAAUAUAAGUUAUGAAAAGAAAAGUCUUCAUUUCUGUGUGUCAAAUUAUCUCUCUGUAGUAAUAAUUAAUUAUCUAAUAUAAUAUCAAAUACUCUUUUAUAAAUACAGUACAGGUAGUGGAUUUAAUUAUACCUUUUCUCUUAACAUGUCACACACUUUUAAUAACAGCUGGUAAAUUUUCACAAUUUUUAUUACAUGUUUGUCCAAACAAAUAAAAAAAGGCAAAGCAUGAUUAGAUGACAGAAAAAGUAUCACUUUUCAUUAUUUUGGUUGCUUAAAAUUUUUAAAUAAAAUCAUGAAGGAGAAUGUGGCUAGCCUACAUGCAUUUCAACAAUAAAAACUCUUGUUGAACUAGCUUCAAGGCAUCUAUAUGUAUAGUCUCCAUUAAUAUUGUAUCUUAUUUAACAAUUAACUUUUAUCUUUUAAUGUUUCUUUUAACAUUACAUGUACAUGUAGUUCUAAUGGUACAAUUGCACAAGGAGAAAUUAAGACAUUAAUGUACAUUCAAAUGCUCAACAACAGUUGAUGAUUUUCUUUAUUCUGA
This is a messenger RNA of Orbicella faveolata, 1535 nucleotides long. RefSeq lists its product as uncharacterized. Gene Ontology annotation, biological process: spermatogenesis. The record is from RefSeq and is a predicted model, not a curated record. NCBI's taxonomy places the organism in Eukaryota, Metazoa, Cnidaria, Anthozoa, Scleractinia, Merulinidae.